Molecule: messenger RNA, 3065 nt
Organism: Solea senegalensis (Senegalese sole)
Lineage: Eukaryota; Metazoa; Chordata; Actinopteri; Pleuronectiformes; Soleidae
Gene: ints10
Product: integrator complex subunit 10
Exons: 18
Coding region: 431-2638 (735 amino acids)
Biological process (GO): snRNA processing
Cellular component (GO): integrator complex
Source: RefSeq, a predicted model, not a curated record
GUUAUUUUGAUGCGACAAGCCAGCGCUUGACGUUUGGCCGUAAAGCAGAACGCACUGUAUUUUCUUUACGUCUUCGGGGUAACAUAAGAUGUUCCGGUAUGUGAAAAAGCAGCAUUGACUGGAAACUUCGAAAUUAUAUUUUAAUUGCUCUAAUUAGUGUUUGUCAUACAAGCAUACAUUGCGUCAUAGAACACGGUUUAGUCCGAUAAUUGUUACAAAGAUGCCAACAGACUGUGGCAGAGCCAAAGCUAGCUAGCUAGCUUAAGCUAACAGUAUUGUCACACUUUUCAUAGACACGCUCUGUUUAGAUUAAAUAAUUUCAUCCACUGAGGAUUAAAAGGGAGUAACCGUAUGCAUUAAAUAACAGCCUUGAGUUGCGUGUGGGUCAUUUUGUCGCUCUUUGCACCCAAAACAAGUCUUGUUUUAAGAAAUGUCAGCGCAAAAAGACUGUGAGUUUUUGGUGAGAAGAGCCCGGGAGCUGGUCUCUGAUGAUCCCUGUGCAGCCAAAGCCUGGCUCAUCACAGCCAGGACCCUGUACCCUGCAGACUUCAACAUACAGUAUGAAAUGUACAUCAUUGAACAGAACGCAGAAAGGACAGCUUCUGCUGGGAGACUCCUGUACGACAUGUUUAUAAAUUUUCCAGAUCAGCCCACUGUAUGGAGGGAGAUUAGUGUAAUUACGGCUGCCCUGCGCAGUGACUCUCAGGACAAGCAUGCACAGUUUCUGCGAGGGCUUUUUGAGACACUUCCUGGUCGUGUACAGUGCGAAAUGCUACUGAAAGCCACAGAGCAGUGUUUCAACACUUUGGAGAAGGCAGAGAUGCUUCUGCUGCUUCUGAAGCGCUUUCCAGAGUCUGUGGUCCAACAUGGGGUCAAUUUAGGAGAGACUUUGUUGGAGGCAGAGGUGUCGGAGAAUUUAGAGACUCCUGUCAACUGCUUUAGAAAACUCUUUGUGUGUGAUGUCCUUCCUCUGGUGAUUAACAACAUGGACAUGCGCUUACCGGCCAGCCUGAUGCAGAAGUACAUGCUGAAAGCAGCUGAAUUCUAUAUUGGUUAUGUGACUCGUGGACCCUCACCUGAUGUACAGAUUCAGGGCUCUCAGGAAGCAGGAUCUCUGAAGUCACCCACUGUGUCCCGUGGCUCCCAGCGUUAUGUGAUUGAUGGCCUGUCAGAAAAGUCUUCAGUGGUAGCAGAGCCUUGGGAGAGGCUUUUGGAUAUCCUCACUGUGGUCGGAGCUCGGUGCGAGUGGCAGGGAGACAAAGGACAGAGGAGUUAUGUGGACAUGUUGCUGAGAGUAAAGGAGCUAUGUCGCUACCUGCCUGGUCUGGAAGGAGAAACACGCUCUCGCUGCUGCAGUCAAGUGGUCAUCUGUGCUGCACUCGUUCUCUUCCGUAGUGCCUUUCUCUACAUCUCAGCUGUGCAGCCUGCACUCUUCCAGGGUGUGAAUGCGUUGAGUUCAGGGCCAUGGAUCCUCGUGGAGGAUUUGAGCUCGGUCUACAAUGACGUGGAGGUGGAGAGGGGACCAGUGAAACAUGCACAUAAGAAACGCAAACUAGCUGAUGGGAGAGAUAAGACUAUGAGCUCAGAUGAUGAGGAUGGUUUGGGCAAAGGCCGCAGUCGACACAUUUUGGUGAGCAAGACUGAGAUGCACAGCUGGUCAGAGACUCUGGAGAGCUUCCGUACAGCGAGAGAGAGCUGGGACCUCCUUCACUCCCAUGAUGGCCUGGAAAAUGAGUUCAAAAAGAUCUGUGCCUCAUGGAAGACAGACAGCUGGCUGUGGUUCAGAAUAUUCCUCACCGACAUGAUCAUAUACCAGGGACAGUACCGCAAAGCCCUCUCCAGCCUGCACCAGAUGGCUGCAGUGCAUCCUCAGCCGGGGCAGCAGAGCCCCUCAGGUCAGGCUAGUUUGGAGCACCACAGGUCCCUCAUACAGCAGGCGUCCUGUCACUACGCACUGGGAGAGUACAGGAUGGCCUGUGAGAAGCUGCUUGAUGUUGUCAGUGGACUGGUCCCCCCAAACUAUGAACCAACAAAGACUGCAGAUCAGGGUAAAGUCAAGGCCAAAAUGAGGAAAGGAAAUGACGUGAGAUUGCUUCCCUGCACCAGCAAAGCUGUGUUACCUUUCUGUCUCCAGCUCAUGCUGGCCUGCUUCAAGCUGCGUGCCUUCACAGACAAUCGUGACGAUCUGUCCCUCGGUCAUGUGGUGGUACUUCUGCAGUAUGACUGGCCGCACGGUGAGAUGCUGUUUUUAAAGGCAGUGGACAAAAUCUGUCAGCAGGGCGGUUUCCAGUACGAGAAUUUCUUCAACUAUGUCACCAAUAUUGACAUGCUGGAGGAAUUUGCGUACCUGCGUACUCCAGAAGGAGGGAGGAUUCAGUUGGAGCUGCUGCCCAAUCAGGGAAUGCUGAUCAAGAACCCUAGUCCCGCCCUGGGGGUGGAGUUAAAUACCCUUCUACUACAAGGGGUGCAGACGAUGGACAGACACCACACAGUGACUCGUGGAAUCACCAAAGGUGUGAAGGAGGAUUUCCGUCUGGCUAUGGAGAGGCAGGUGUCGCGGUGUGGAGAGAACCUACUGAGUGUGCUUCACCGUUUCUGCAUCAAUGAGAAAAUCAUCAUCAUACAGUCUCUUCCUUGACACCUGCCAGUUGACUUGAGAACCAAUUGAUCUUUCAGAUUCCAGGCAGUUUUAUCGCAGCUGGACUGACGUUAUUACUCCAACAGCUGUUGCUGUAUAAAUGAUGGACAUUUGUAGCUCCCUUGUUAUUUUCAUCAUUGUACUUUUAGGAAUAGAAUGGCCCUGAAUGUGAUUCUCUAGAGUGCUCAUGCAGUUCAAAUAUUGAGUGAAUGUUUUUCCUUUUCACUGGUGUUAGCUACAGUAUGUGCUUAAUCACAUUUGAAGUGGUUUUAUCAUACUGUGAUAUUUUGUGGAUGUCAGGAUCAGUAAAAGAAUCAAGUGGUCUUUUUUUAUAUAUAUUCUUGGUAAAGUUUAUUGUUAUUGUGUCAGAAAUAACAUGUUGGUUUAUAUACAGUAAACUGUAUGAAUAAAUGUCUUUUACAGUGUA